CUCGGCGGCACCGCGGCCCACUCGCGCCGCCGCGGCGCCUAUAAAGGGCCGCCCGCCGCACGAAUCCGCCGCCUCUCCGCCUUCCGCGGCCGCACCGCGAAACCAACGGGCCGCCUCUCUGCUGAAUCUGGGCUGAAUCGAAGCGAAAGAUAAGAGAAGCUGGGGGUUUUAGGAGUUUUUUUUGCCUCAAAGCGCUCGGGAGCCGGCGUAUGAAUUUUGGUGUCUUAUCCGAUCCCUGCUCUCCAGGAGGCUUAACUUUGGGGUGUUUUUGCUGAUUUUUUUCCAAGCUUGCACAACCCUCUCAGCUGCUCCGUGUCCUGGUGCCAGCCCCCUUGUCCCAGGCUUCUGCCGGCCGCGGCUUAGGCUUUAAUUAAGAGUUUUGAGCGUUCCCCCAGAAUUAAUAAUUAUAAGAAGCUCGAAUUGAGCCCCCAAGUGAAAAACCCCCGUGGUUGAGAGCGCCGAGGGGAAGAUGAACACGGCCGCCAGCAGUUACCCCAUGGCCUCGCUGUACGUGGGGGACCUGCACCCCGAUAUCACCGAGGCCAUGCUCUAUGAGAAGUUCAGCCCGGCUGGCCCCGUGCUGUCCAUUCGGGUCUGCAGGGAUAUGAUCACCCGCCGCUCCCUGGGCUACGCCUACGUCAACUUCCAGCAGCCCGCAGAUGCUGAGAGAGCUCUCGAUACCAUGAACUUUGAUGUGAUCAAAGGGAAACCCAUCCGCAUCAUGUGGUCUCAGAGGGACCCUUCCCUGAGGAAGUCAGGGGUUGGGAAUGUCUUCAUCAAGAACCUGGACAAAUCCAUUGAUAACAAGGCACUUUACGACACAUUCUCAGCAUUUGGAAACAUUUUGUCCUGCAAGGUGGUGUGUGAUGAGAAUGGCUCUAAGGGCUACGCCUUUGUGCACUUUGAGACCCAGGAUGCUGCAGAUAGGGCCAUCGAGAAGAUGAACGGCAUGCUGCUCAACGACCGCAAAGUGUUUGUUGGGAGAUUCAAGUCUCGUAAAGAGAGGGAGGCUGAGCUGGGAGCCAAGGCGAAGGAAUUCACCAAUGUCUAUAUUAAAAACUUUGGGGAUGACAUGGAUGAUGAAAGACUAAAGGAGGUCUUUGGCAAAUAUGGUAAAACUCUGAGUGUUAAAGUGAUGACAGACCCCACUGGAAAAUCCAAAGGCUUUGGCUUUGUAAGCUUUGAAAAGCAUGAAGAGGCCAACAAGGCAGUGGAGGAAAUGAACGGGAAGGACAUCAACGGGAAAAUGCUCUUUGUGGGCAGAGCACAGAAGAAGGCUGAGCGCCAGGCAGAGCUGAAAAGAAGGUUUGAGCAGCUAAAACAGGAGAGACUCAGCCGGUACCAGGGUGUUAACCUGUACAUUAAAAACCUAGAUGACACUAUAGACGAUGAAAAACUGAGGAAGGAGUUCUCACCUUUUGGGUCAAUAACGAGUGCCAAGGUGAUGCUGGAAGAUGGACGGAGCAAAGGGUUUGGCUUUGUCUGCUUUUCCUCUCCAGAGGAGGCCACCAAAGCUGUGACAGAGAUGAACGGGCGCAUCGUGGGCUCCAAGCCCCUCUAUGUGGCACUGGCCCAGAGGAAGGAGGAGAGGAAGGCCCAUCUCACCAACCAGUACAUGCAGCGCAUCGCUGGCAUGAGGGCCUUGCCUGCCAACACCAUCAUCAACCAGUUCCAGCCCGCUGCUGGCGGGUAUUUCAUGCCUGCUGUGCCCCAGGCUCAGAGCAGACCCACUUACUAUGCACCCAACCAAAUGACACAGAUGAGACCCAACCCACGAUGGCAGCAAGGAGGGAGACCUCAAGGCUUCCAGGGAAUGCCCAAUGCCAUGCGGCAGUCGGGGCCCCGGCCCGCCCUGCGCCACCUGGCCCCUGCCAGCGCUCCUGCCUCCCGCGGCCUCCCCGCUGCUGCCCAGAGAGUUGGUGUUGGCACAGCAGCUCAGAACUUGGCUCCCCGUCCUCCUGUAGCUGCCCCUGCUCCCAGGGCUGUCCCUCCUUACAAAUAUGCCUCAAGUGUCCGCAGCCCACACCCAGGUGUCCAACCUCUGCAGGCACCUCAGCCUGCAGUGCAUGUGCAGGGCCAGGAGCCCCUGACAGCCUCCAUGCUGGCUGCUGCCCCUCCCCAGGAGCAGAAACAGAUGUUGGGAGAACGUUUGUUCCCCCUGAUCCAAGCUAUGCACCCCAGCCUGGCGGGGAAGAUCACAGGAAUGCUGCUAGAGAUUGACAACUCGGAGCUGCUGCACAUGCUGGAAUCUCCAGAGUCCCUCCGCUCCAAGGUGGAGGAGGCUGUGGCAGUGCUGCAGGCUCACCAAGCCAAGAAAGAAGCUGCCCAGAAGGUGGGUGUGGUUGCUGCUACCUCUUGAACCAGGAUGACUGGAUACAAAGAAGCCAAAUAGCCCCUUCCUAGACAUCAGCUCAAGAUGUUUGAAGAUCCUUCACUGUCCUGCAGAUCUCAAGGCCAUGCAUUGUAUCACAUAGUUAUAUUGCAUUUUGUAAAUUAAUCUUAAAGAUCUUAUUUAAAAAGCUGACUCUGAAGCUCGAGGUUUCCAAAACCAGAAUCUGAGGGGUUUGCAAGCUUUUCCUUUGCCAGAACAGAGCUGCCCCUCGUGUCUUCUAAAGAGGACGUUGAGGAUUUUAGGCUGGAAGUAUUUUUGUGAGUUUGUGUUUAAUUGAACAAUCCAGUUUGGAAAGUUUGGGAAACAUUUAUCAAUAAAGGAAUAAACUUGCACUUUGUUUGCCAUCAUUUCUCUCUGUCGGAUAAAUAAACGUGCCUUGGCUUUGUGAAAUCAA
Messenger RNA from Motacilla alba alba, 2786 nucleotides. RefSeq names its product poly(A) binding protein cytoplasmic 4 (gene PABPC4). The record is from RefSeq and is a predicted model, not a curated record. The transcript has 16 exons. NCBI's taxonomy places the organism in Eukaryota, Metazoa, Chordata, Aves, Passeriformes, Motacillidae. Gene Ontology annotation, molecular function: RNA binding. The coding region runs from base 470 to 2359 and encodes 629 amino acids. Gene Ontology annotation, cellular component: ribonucleoprotein complex.